CCUCUCCAGUGAGAAGCAGAUCCUGAACUGUAUCCAGUCGCUGUGGUGGCUGGGAGGCAGCACAGUCAGCCAAUCUCUUUGGUUUGAACCGUGAUUCAGCCUGAGGUAAAACAGGAGUCUUUUGAACUAACCGGCUAACCGAAAACAACUACUACUACCACCGGUGUCCCUGAACAAACUCCGGCUCUGCACGACACCUUUAAUCCUGCAGGUGCUGAGGAAACUGCAAGCAGAAAGUACCAGAAGAACCAGCUGUGGAAAGACUGUUGAAGGUGGUGAAUGUCGACAGGAUGUCCAGCCAGUUGACCAUUUCUUUGUGAAUGGAUUAGAGGCAGGUUGUGACCAUGCGCUGUCUGGCUGCUCGGGUGAACUACAAGACCCUCAUCGUUAUCUGCGCCCUCUUCACACUCAUCACUGUGUUGCUAUGGAACCGCUGCUCCAGUGACACCUCCCUACGCUUCCUGCCCCGAGCUGCCUUGGUGGCUCCAAGUCCCAAGGUGGGGGAUGCUAGCAUCAGCAGCCAACAACACCCUCCACAACCUCCAGAGCCCCCACCUGUAGUUGGGGUUGUCGGGGGCAUCAAGUAUGAAGAAAUUGACUGCCUGAUCAACGAUGAAUCUACUAUCAAAGGCCGGCGAGAAGGUGGAGAGAUCUACCUGCCCUUCAGCUGGAUGGAAAAAUACUUCGAGGUGUACGGCAAAGUAGUGCAGUACGACGGCUAUGAUCGGUUUGAGUUCCAGCACAGCUAUUCAAAGGUUUACACGCAGCGUGAGCCCUACCACCCCGAUGGAGUCUUCAUGUCGUUUGAGGGAUACAACGUGGAGGUCCGCGACCGUGUCAAGUGCAUAAGUGGAGUGGAAGGCGUGCCGCUGUCCACUCAGUGGGGCCCGCAGGGAUACUUCUACGCCAUCCAGAUUGCACAGUAUGGUUUGAGCCAUUAUAGCAAAAACCUGACCGAGCGCCCUCCCCACGUGGAGGUCUAUGAUACAGCCGAGGAGAGAGACAGCCGGGCCAGCACAGCGCCCUGGAGUGUGUCGAAAGGUUGCGGCCUCAGCCGUGUCCACGACAAGACCCGAGCUACCUCCGUGCGUCAGUUCAGUGCUCCAGAGUCCUCAGAAGGUGUGUCCCUGCAGCUGGGUAACUCCAAAGACUUCAUCCUCAGUCUGGACAUCAAGUUCAUCUCCAACGGCAGCAUGUCUGUGAUCCUUGAAACCACAGAGAAGGGCCCGCCCUUCACUAUCCACUACGUGACCAGCACGCAACUCAUCGCCUUCAAAGACCGUGAAAUCACCUACGGUAUCGGGCCACGAACCGCCUGGAGCACUCUGACCCGAGACCUGCUCACCGACCUCAGGAAGGGCGUCGGGCUGUCCAACACCAAGGCUGUGAAGUCCACUAAGAUCAUGCCCAAACGGGUGGUGCGAUUAGUCCUGUAUGGGCGUGGCUUUGUUGACAACGUCACUAUCUCCACCACUGCCCACAUGGCCGCCUUCUUUGCCGCCAGCAACUGGCUGCUUCGCAACCAGGAUGAACGAGGCGGCUGGCCCAUCAUGGUCACCCGUAAACUGGGUGAAGGCUUCCGGCCACUGGAGCCCGGCUGGUACUCGGCCAUGGCUCAGGGCCAGGCCAUGUCCACCCUGGUGAGAGCCUACCUCCUCACCAAGGACCAGGCUUACAUCAACGCUGCCCUCAAGGCAGUAGGACCCUACAAGGUGCCUUCAGCGCAGCACGGGGUCAAAGCUGUGUUCAUGAACAAAUACGACUGGUAUGAAGAAUACCCCACCACACCCAGUUCCUUUGUCCUCAACGGCUUCAUCUACUCCCUGCUGGGACUCUUUGACUUGACUGAGACAGCCGGAGAGAAGCUUGGCAGGGAGGCUGGGCAGCUGUUCAGCCGUGGCAUGGAGUCACUGAAGGCCAUGCUGCCGCUCUUUGACACAGGGUCUGGGAGCAUCUAUGACCUGCGUCACUUCAUGUUGGGCACUGCGCCCAACCUGGCACGCUGGGACUAUCACACCACGCACAUUAACCAGCUACAGCUGGUGGCAUCCAUAGACAACUCUCCCAUCUUCAAGGAUGUAGUAAAGCGCUGGAAAAACUACUUAAAAGGGAUUCGUGCCAAGCACAACUAGACCAACUGUAACCUACGUAUAGUAUACAGAUGAUGGCUGAAAAGUUGAAUAUACUUUAUGUGUGUGGAUGAUUGAAUGUGAGGCGGAUGCUCACAUUGUGUGUCUGUGUGCGUCUCAGUUUUGGUUUGAAGUUCAUAAUCUAAAGGAUGAGUUUACUCAGCUGCAACUCUCACCACUAAACGUUUCUCGUGUGCUCUGUUGCAGGUUUUAUAUUUUCUGCAACACUGACUGUAGCUCUCCUCUCCUGUUUUUUUUCUUUGAGCUAGUGUUUGUAAUUAUGCACAGACCUAGUUUCAGAGUGUGAGUGUUUGUGUUCAGGAAGUGCGUGUGUAUGUGUGUGUGUGUUUUGUUCAAAGUAACAAUAUAUGAUGUUAGAGAAAGAUGAAAUUCCUUGAAUUGUUUAAACUGGAUCACAUUUCCGACAUUCUUUGAUGAAUCCACCACCAGAAGUCUCUUCUCCACUUGUAUUUUUUUACCAUUUCAAGUUUAUUGAAACAAAUAAACUGUAAAAAACAGAAUAUAUUAUAAAUUAUUUGUCAAAAAUAAUGAAUCUUAUCAAUAUAAAAUAUUUAGACAUUUUGGAUUUUAUUUCUCCACUGCAACCUUUCUUUUUUUUUUUAUCCCAUAACCCUCAAAACUUUAAAAAGUUUUAAAUCAAGAAGUAUUUCUUAAGAAUACCAUGUUUAAGCUGUUAGGUGAGAUAAAUUAAUUUCAUCCCUUUACAGAAAUGCUGAAGAGUCAGAUGCUUAAUGCUUCCAAACCAGCAGCUUCCAGUUAUUUUCUGAAACCCCUUUCCCCUAAAACACAGUUAAAUAGUUUCAAAUAUUUUGGGGGGGGGGGGAUUAUGUUGUUAUGUCUUUAGUGAGCUUAACUCCUUUUAAAUAUUUUUUUCCUUUUUAAUAUCCGUUUCAAGUCACGGAUUAGGUGUCUGUCAAGCUGCUCGAAAUCAGCUCUGAGAAAUAAACAUCCACCAAACCACCGUAUUUGCUCUGCUACCAGCAGGUCUCCUUGCUUCUGUGUUUAGCUGAGCUGUUGUGUAGGCACAUCUGGACAGAGUUGUCUGCAUGACUGCAUCUUCGGUUAUGUGACUGUACUGGGACCAGGCUGUGUUUCAGUUAAGACAUCGACGACUGCAGGUAGCAACGCUGCCACAACUUGAGUGUUACAUUCCCUGAGAUCAGGCCUGCAACAAUCUUUAAAAAAAAAUCCUAAUUAAUAAUUUAUCCUAAUUAGCCGUCAGUGCUGAAGCCUCUGUAAUGCCGGUACCUUUAUGUGAUGUUUUAAGAUGACAAACUGUGUGCUACCAUUCUUAGCUGUAACUAAAACCCACUUAAGUAUGUCGGUUGGUCCCAAAAAACUUAAUAAUUCAUAUGCCAUUGCAGCUAUAAAUAGUUUGUUCUGCAUCGCUUUGAGUUCAGCUCAGUUAGUAAAGCUUAAGUUUCCCAUAUCAGAGAUCCUGGAUUGUGAUCCCAGCUCCGAUGUGGUUGCAGCCGAUCACGAAUCUCAGUGUUUGUUGAAAAAAGAAAAAGGCGGCUGAGAAAUAAGCCUCUAGAUUCACUGAUCAAGGGUGGCGGUUGCUCUGUUCUUCUUAUUUGCAGUUUGGGAAAAGCUAGAAAACCGUUUAGAUUGGGUCAGUCAGACAGAUUAUUUAACUCCUUCAUUGGUGUGUGUGGUCUUGAAAUGGACAUAAUUAUAAUGGGUAAUUCCCAGUGUGCAGACUAUACUACACACGAGCCGCCUCUGAUAUUAUAAAUAAUUUCUUCAGAUCAUAUUUACAGGUAUAUUUUACUAUUCUGACAAGAGACUACAAAUGAGUCAAUCUUUGCUAACUCUGGCACAUUAAAAUUUUGAUUAAUGUUGAUUAAUGUGCGCUGUCCCUGAUAAAUAAGAUAAAUACAAAUAGAAAAGUCCACGAAAGCUUCAUGCAGUUGAAAUAGGAUCCAGCAGUUUCAUUUUUAAAAUCCCUUCAUCCCAUAAGAAAUGUACACAGGACUUUGAACUUGCUUGUAUUUCCAUUCAACUUUCUUUAAAUGCCAAACUUUAGCUUCAGAUGAAUUCCUUGACCUUGACAUUAAAGUCUUUUUACAUCCUUUUAUGUCCCUUGGUUUGAACACCAGCACCAUUAGUUGUAGCUACAUUUUCUUUCACUGUCAUGCCCCCUUUUGAUCUUUUUAGAUUAUUGUUAACUUGGAAAGUCAUCUGAAAAACUCUUCUUCUGUAACUCAUACUUCUACAUGAUAAUUGCUGAAUACAAGUGUAGGUGGUGUAGAUGUAUGUGUUGUGUAUUGGGGUGGAUAGACGUGUGGGCAGCAGUCACAGCUGCAUCUCACUAACAUGUCAAUUUAUAACAUUUAAAUAGACAAUUCCAGGAGUGCUGAAGGUCGAGGUCCAUUCUUGACAAACAUAAAGAGGCUGUCAGUCCCAGCAGGCUCUCAUUGCUCCUCUCAGCUGUUGUGGGUGCAUGAACUCAGCGGUUUUUAAUCUGAGCGCUGCCCUGUUGAUCGCUGUACGAGGAGACAGAGCCUCGCCAAGACACUAACAAUUCACCCGGCUAUUAAGCUGCAGAGCCUGCACACAGUACAGUCGCUAGUCGGGGAUGAGUCAGCAUUCGCUGGCAUCACACUCACAAAGAAAACAAAGUAGAGCCCUCAGCAUUAAUGAGGCUUUCAUCGAUCUUCCUUAAAGAUUGUUAAUGGGAAGCAGGAGAAUCAGGCGGGCUUGUUCUUCUGAAGGUGUUGAUGGUGAAUUUUCUUUGGUCAUUUUCAUAGAACUGGUGUAAACUUUGAGAUGAAAACAUUUUCCCAGGCGUUCUGCUUUCAAGUUGUCGUAGUGUGAGCUUUUAAGACUAAAUCAAAGAAGCAUGUGAUUCAUUUCGAUGUAACAUUGGAUAGAAAGAAAGUCUUGCUUCUGUUCAAACUCAUUAAUUCCUCCGGGUACAUCGUUCUGACUUUACAGCUUCAUCUGUAACUCAACUUCUUGCAUUCAGAACUAAGUGAGGAUUCACGAGGGCCACUGUUAAGAAGAAGAAAAAAUCUGAGAUUUCGAGAAAAAUAUAAUGUAAUAUUUCAAGAAAUAAGUCAUAAUAUUAUGAGGGAAAGGAUGAAGUCUUUUGCAAUGAAAAAUAGUAACUACAAUACAGUGUGUAUAUAGGACAUAUAUACUGUAUUUCAAUCUCAUGCACAUGUAAUCCAAUCUUCAGUUUAAUCAUAAUAUACAGCAUUUUGUUCUUGAAGCAGUUUUUCCUGUAACACUAUGACUUUAUUCUAAUUAACUUUUUUCUUGUAAUAUUGCAAUACUUUUUUCUCAAAUUAUGACUUUAAAAUAAUAUUCUGACUUUAUUCUUGAAAUAUUCUGACUUUUUCACGUAAAAUUAUGCCUUUCGCCUCAAUGUUUUUUUCUUUAUUUAAUUCUUUAUCACGACUUUUUUUCUCAAAACCUUUUGACUUUAUUCUCAAAAUCUCAGUUGUUUUUUUUCCAUCAGUGGAGCAGAUCCUCCGCUGCAGAGGUUUAUACUGUGGAUGGAAGGAAUUAUAUUGAUGUUAUGUUUUUAAAGUUUAAAGAUAAAAUGUUAUCCCAGACAAGAGGUAUGAGUGCACUUUUUGAUAAUCCCAGGGUUUUUUUUGUAUGCUUGCUGAACUUUGCUUUGUUCAUUUCCUGGUGGCAUUUUCUCCCCAUGAAUACUUGCAUAAUUCAUACUUUGCCAUUUGACAGGACAAGUAGAAAUAUGUAGGAAUGGUUUUGUGUGUGAAUAACUAUCUCCAUUUUGUUUAUACCAAAGUCACUGAUUCAAGUAUAUUUGAAUUUGUAUAUUUUUGUGCAACCCCAUUUCCAUUCAGCAUUUAAUGACGUUAAGUCUCCUUGGAGACGUCACGGAGAGACACUGCCUUUUCAGAAAUGCUAGUUUUUCAAAUGUAUGUUGAAUAGAUUAUAACAAUAAAAGGUAUGUAAAACUCGCUUAUAGUAAAGGGGAUGUGUGCAACUAGAGAUUAGCAUUAGUCAGCUACUGUUUUAAAGGCAAAUGGGCCAAUGGCUGCAAAUUCUCCUUGAAAGUUUUUCUUUUUAUUUUUGAGUGUUUGUUUGCAUCAUUCAUCAUUUGUUGGAAUAAUUUGCAGAGGAGUAAGAUGUUUUGCUAGAUAGACAAAAGCACAACUGCCGUUUAUUGUCACAGGAUUUUGGUUGUAUUUCUUUUGGAUUGCUUUGUUUUUCUUUUCAGGACAAUGUGCAACGCCUUCAUUAAGGAAGCUGCUAUUGUUGUUCACUGUGUUACUGGUAUGAGAACUUCUUUUUAAUCAUUUUAGUGGUAUUUUUUUCUGGCUUUCCACUAUCUGACUUAACAUAUGACCACUGAGGUCAAAUGUGAUUUAUGCAAUAAAAUGUUUACUGGGGUCGUGACACCACAGGAGACCCAGAGCGGUUGUACAAACUUUGCAAUCAAAGCACAAUGUGCAGAUGCUACCAUUUUUUAGUCCAAGGAAGAGAGUUGUUUGUAUACAGAGUAAAUUGUGCUUUAAAAAUGUGCUUUUUAAAGGUGUAAAAAAAUAAAAGCAUUUUUCUUAAA
Molecule: messenger RNA, 6690 nt
Organism: Siniperca chuatsi (mandarin fish)
Lineage: Eukaryota; Metazoa; Chordata; Actinopteri; Centrarchiformes; Sinipercidae
Gene: glceb
Product: glucuronic acid epimerase b
Exons: 6
Coding region: 345-2132 (595 amino acids)
Biological process (GO): heparan sulfate proteoglycan biosynthetic process
Cellular component (GO): Golgi apparatus
Molecular function (GO): heparosan-N-sulfate-glucuronate 5-epimerase activity
Source: RefSeq, a predicted model, not a curated record